Molecule: messenger RNA, 465 nt
Organism: Aspergillus bombycis
Lineage: Eukaryota; Fungi; Ascomycota; Eurotiomycetes; Eurotiales; Aspergillaceae
Product: nascent polypeptide-associated complex subunit family protein
Exons: 3
Coding region: 1-465 (154 amino acids)
Cellular component (GO): nascent polypeptide-associated complex; cytosol
Source: RefSeq, a predicted model, not a curated record
AUGGAUCAGGCAAAGUUGGCUCGCAUGCAGGCUAGCGUGCGGAUUGGCAAGGGCACUCCCCGCCGCAAGGUCAAGAAGGUCCACAAGUCCUCCGGCGCCGACGACAAGAAGCUCCAGGCUACCCUGAAGAAGAUGAACGUCCAGCCCAUCCAGGCCAUCGAGGAGGUCAACAUGUUCAAGGAAGACGGAAACGUCAUCCACUUCGGUGCUCCCAAGGUCCACGCCUCCGUUCCCUCCAACACCUUCGCUCUCUACGGUAACGGCGAAGAGAAGGAACUCACCGAGCUCGUCCCCGGUAUCCUGAACCAGCUUGGCCCCGACAGCCUCGCCUCCCUCCGCAAGCUCGCCGAGAGCUACCAGAACAUGCAGAAGAACCAGGCCGGCGCCGAGGGCAAGAAGGAUGAUGACGAGGAUGACAUCCCUGAUCUGGUUGAGGGCGAGAACUUCGAGAGCAAUGUCGAGUAA